AAUUAAUUAAUCAGUGUUAUUUCGGUGGUGCAAUUCUAUCCGCGGAUUCGAUCUAUUUUCUGUCAACCCACCCUUCCGUGCCGAGCGUUGCUGGCGGCGUCGUCGGCAGACGAUCGAUAUUUCGAAGGACCCGGGAGAAGGGGACAGUAGCGCCUCUCGGUGGUGACGGUCGGUAGAGAAGCAAGAUGGAGGAGGUCGCAGCAUCCGGCGGAGAAGCGGACAAGUUCGAUUACGCGUCAACGGACUCCGAAGGAAACCUCAGGAUCAAGAUCAUCUGCCUGGGAGACAGCGCCGUCGGAAAGUCUAAAUUAGUGGAACGAUUCUUGAUGGAUGGCUAUAAACCACAUGAAUUAUCUACUUAUGCACUUACACUUUUUAGACAUAAGACAACACAUGAAGAUGAAUCACUUAUGAUUGAUUUUUGGGAUACGGCUGGACAGGAAAGAUUCAGUAGCAUGCAUCCAUCUUAUUAUCACCAAGCUCAUGCUUGCAUAUUUGUAUUUGAUGUUACCCGAAAAAUAACAUAUAAAAAUUUGUCAAAUUGGUAUAAAGAAUUAAGAGAAUAUAGACCAGAAAUUCCUUGUUUAUGUGCUGCAAAUAAAAUUGAUGUUUUAUAAAUACAGUUGAUUCCU
Messenger RNA from Centruroides sculpturatus (bark scorpion), 632 nucleotides. Its product is annotated as rab-like protein 2A. The record is from RefSeq and is a predicted model, not a curated record. Bases 186 to 617 code for a protein of 143 amino acids. Gene Ontology annotation, molecular function: GTP binding; GTPase activity. Gene Ontology annotation, cellular component: Golgi apparatus; endosome. The transcript has 6 exons. Lineage: Eukaryota; Metazoa; Arthropoda; Arachnida; Scorpiones; Buthidae.